Molecule: messenger RNA, 1218 nt
Organism: Schistocerca cancellata (South American locust)
Lineage: Eukaryota; Metazoa; Arthropoda; Insecta; Orthoptera; Acrididae
Exons: 3
Coding region: 1-1026 (341 amino acids)
Biological process (GO): regulation of transcription by RNA polymerase II
Cellular component (GO): nucleus; transcription regulator complex
Molecular function (GO): DNA binding
Source: RefSeq, a predicted model, not a curated record
AUGGACUCCUCAGGAAAGAAGGAAAGAUGUUCACCUAGCGUCAAGAAGGAAAGAGCAUAUGAAGCAAAGGCGGACAGAAGCUUCCAGCAAGGGCGCGGCGACGGUCCACGCGGUGCAGGUGGCAGCACUGACAUCGGCUGGCUGGCGCCGGCUGUCAGUCGCCCGCUUCGGACGUACAACGGUGGCGCGUUCCCGGCCGUGCUGCGCUGGCCGUCUCAGCGCUCACUGUUUAUAAUGCGCGAUAAAAUGGUCGACCUGGAAGCUUUAAUUGCAUUGGUUUACGAGAGGCCGGCAAUAUGGGACAGGGAGUCGAGAAACCACUCCAAGAGGCACGUUGUGGAAAAAUGCUGGGCUGAAAUCAGCAGUGAGAUGAAAACUGAUGAGACCGUGAUAAGAAAGAAAUGGAAGUAUCUCAGAGACCAGUUUGCAGUAGAACUUGGAAGAAAACCAGCAUCAAGAUGGCCUUAUUUACAUUUGUUAAUGUUUUUGGAGGACUUUGUGAAAGUUAGAAAGCCAGGAAAAGUGCGCCGCGUCUUGCUCUCGGAAUCAACUGAAUCUGCAGCAUCCACAUCUGACGAGCUGCCAACAGAAGUCUGCAAGACCUGUAGGACGGAUGCAGAACCAUGUGAUCUCAAAAUGUUGGCUUCAUCACCGCAGAGCGUAAGCGACGUUUCCCUAGAAGCUGAAGAGACAUGUUCAAGUAAUAAGCCGUUAUUACUUUCGUCCACGCAGUUGUCUCCUCGAGAGAAAAAAGGAAAGAACCGCCAACUAAAACAUUAUAAUAAAAGCGUUUUAGAAACAGAAAAACAAAAACUCAAAUAUUCAUUGGCAAAAUCCCACAAGAAAAGCCAUACAGAUGACCUCGACGACGACGGCGAUGACUGCGACGAACUGUUUUUGAAAAGUUUAAUGAUCCACAUUAAAAAAAUUCCAGAUUGUAAAAAAUUACUGUUUAGGAAUAGGAUUAAUGAGGUAGUACAAGAGUUUGCUUAUCCAAAUCAACCAACAUCCCACAUAACAGAGUAGUGUCCCUCUACUCAUAUUCUACUAGUUGACUUGUAAUUAAUAAUUACAGUUUGUUAACAUGUUUUCUUGUUACUUGGACUCUUCCAUAAAUUCACUGGUAACUAUUUUGGUAGUUUUUAGAUGAAAUUUUGAACAUUUCAAUUUUUAUAUUUAUCGGAAAAUAAUGUGAAAUAAAGAAUAACUACAGAAUUA